Messenger RNA from Westerdykella ornata, 987 nucleotides. Its product is annotated as SET domain-containing protein. The transcript has a single exon. The coding region runs from base 1 to 987 and encodes 328 amino acids. Gene Ontology annotation, molecular function: protein binding. NCBI's taxonomy places the organism in Eukaryota, Fungi, Ascomycota, Dothideomycetes, Pleosporales, Sporormiaceae. The record is from RefSeq and is a predicted model, not a curated record.
AUGGUCCCUCGCCUAUCCAACGGAGUCGACACACCACUUUUCGAAAUUAAACAAAUACCCCGAAAGGGUAGAGGUCUCGUCGCGCGCAUCAAUGUAGCGACAGGCACUCGCAUCCUUUGCGAGAAGCCGCUUCUCACCGUUCAAUCCGAAUACACGACACCCGUUGAUGCGGAAAACAUGUUUGCUGCACAGCUGAAGGCACUGCCCAAAGCAUCCCAACGAGAAUUCCUGUCCCUCCACAAUACCAACCCCGGCAAGUACCCAUUCACCGGGAUCGUCAGAACGAACGCCCUCCCUUGCGGACCCAGCUCUUCCGUAGGCGCAGUCUAUCCGACAAUCUGCCUCAUCAACCACAGUUGUGUGCCAAACUGCAAUCACAGUUGGAACAGCGAUACAGGACGCGAAACCAUCCACGCGAUCCGACCCAUCGAGGCGGGAGAGGAAAUCACAAUUGCCUAUGAUUGUGGCCGUGUAUCGGCUGUACGCCGUGCCUUCCUGAAGGUAAACUUCGGUUUCGAUUGCAUUUGUCGUGCAUGCUCCCUUCCUGCUGCGGAACUCGCAGCCAGCGAUGCUCGCCGUGAACGGAUUCAAGCGCUCGACGACGCCAUUGGCGACGCUUCUCGCAUGGCCAGCAGGCCCAGCGACUGUCUCAGGGAUUGCCACGCGCUGCUUCAAGCGCUUAGGAAGGAGUACGACGGCUGCACCGUGGUUCUCAGUGCCAGAGCGUAUUAUGACGCUUUUCAAAUUUGCAUUGCGCAUGGGGAUGAGGCUCGAGCGAGCGUCUUCGCCGAAAGAGCUUACAAGAUCAGAGUUAUCUGUGAGGGUGAAGACAGCCUUGAAACGCAGAGGAUGCUGUCCUUUGCGAGGAACCCGGCCAGUCAUCCUACGUUUGGAAUCUGCUCGUUUGGGUGGAAGAGGUCGAGAGCUAUGGUGCCAAAGGGGUUGGAUGCGGAACAGUUUGAAGAGUGGUUGUUCAAGAUGAAGUAA